This is a messenger RNA of Solea senegalensis (Senegalese sole), 552 nucleotides long. RefSeq names its product 1-phosphatidylinositol 4,5-bisphosphate phosphodiesterase beta-1-like. The transcript is spliced from 4 exons. The coding region runs from base 230 to 514 and encodes 94 amino acids. Lineage: Eukaryota; Metazoa; Chordata; Actinopteri; Pleuronectiformes; Soleidae. The record is from RefSeq and is a predicted model, not a curated record.
GUGUACCCGCUCUGCUGCGCCUGCGUCCGCCUCCACUGCUCUCCAAAGCCGAGACGCGCCACCGCCGCCGUCAGUGCGGGCAUGUCAUACUGGCAGCAGCAGUAGUGGGCUUCCGCCAGAUCUGCUUUUGAGCAGAUUACAAGAGGAGAGGAAGAAUUAAUAAGAGCAGAAGAGAGUGAAGUGAGUCAUUUCUACCCCCAGCCGUGCGUCGAGAAGAGCAGAUGAGUCAAUGGCAGGGGCACAGCCUGGAGUUCAUGCGCUGCAGCUCAAGCCAGUGUCCGUGCCAGAGAGCCUGAGAAAGGGCAACAAAUUUAUGAAAUGGGAUGAUGAUUCUACCACUGUGACCCCAGUGACUCUAACAGUUGACCCCAAAGGCUACUUCCUGUAUUGGACUGACCAGAACAAGAUGUUCCACUGCAGGAGAUUAGAGCCUGAAGGAAGUCAUUCCGAUAGAAGAGCAUGUACGAAGAGGGUGACGAGGAGAAACAGACCUACUGGAUAUAGCCUACAUUAGAGAUGCCAGAAAUGGAAAGUGCACCAAAACGCCAAAGG